GAAGCGGCGCCGAAGGACGUGGCAGAAGAGCAAGCGCGAGGAGAAGGAGAGGCUGGUGGCGGCCGCCUCCGUGGCCGGCGGCGGCACCCCGACGCCCAUGCGGUCCGUCCGCACGGCCCCUGGCCACCUGGCGAGCAUGGGCAACGACGCGGCCGAGGCGCCCGCGGCCCGGGCCCCCCUGGGCGGCCACGCGGCGGGGCGGGCGCCGGCGGCGCGCGACUGGGCCGAGGCCUCCGGCUUCUGA
Molecule: messenger RNA, 244 nt
Organism: Prorocentrum cordatum
Lineage: Eukaryota; Dinophyceae; Prorocentrales; Prorocentraceae
Source: the annotation of a GenBank genome assembly